Ceutorhynchus assimilis (cabbage seed weevil) is the source of this 288-nucleotide messenger RNA. The record is from the annotation of a GenBank genome assembly. NCBI's taxonomy places the organism in Eukaryota, Metazoa, Arthropoda, Insecta, Coleoptera, Curculionidae.
AUGAGAUCAACUGCGUUUGGUAAAGAUGGCAAGUUGGAUAUAUCCAACUAUAUGGACGAGUUUCCGUUUUCAUUUCAUUUAUUACUGAGAAACAUCACAUCGCUGUGGAGUUUUGAGAGAUUGAACGUAGAAAUAAUGGUUAACGGAACACCUAAACGUGAAGAAAUGAAUAGAACAAUGAGGAAUAGGAUUGAACAAGUUAUGAGAAAUUCCAAUACAGAAACAGAAAUGGUGCCAACGAUUAUCGAGAAGAAGAAAAAUAUGAAAAUCAUAAAAUGUCAUGAGUAG